AUGAGUCAGGGUCUAGAAACUCCAGUGGCUUUGGAACUAUUUUGCAAAAUUUUGGAAACGUUAAGUGAAAGACCAAUAAGUGGUGUUGUAUUGCUGAGUUGGUCUCGUUCGGAUAUAUUAUCUCUUAUGUUGAGCAUAAUGUCACUUAUUCUUAUAUCAUGUUCUGUUGCUUCAUACCGAUAUUCCUCCAGCUACUCCUGGAUAUCGAUUGCUGGGGAUUUGCUCUUUGUCCUCUUGUCAAGUAGCCUUUUGUUCUUAACGUUCUUAACGCGUUAUAAAAGGAUAAUUUCAUCUUGUACACAGUUUAAGACAUUCUUAAGAUCUUCCGUCACUUGUCUUAGAAAUUUGAAGCCGAAUGAGCUUUCAUAUUCACCUUGUCUAAAUGGACUUUUAAAUGAGAUGGUUGGUUUGGAUACCCACCUCACUAUCCGAGAUGGAAAAAUCGUGGUCUUGCCUGCUGUUUUACUUGUUCCGGGUGAUGUUAUUAUUAUUAAACCAGGUCAGACAAUCUUCGCUUUCUGCAAACAAAUAAAUGAAAAUCACAUUUACUUUCCAGGUGAUGUUUAUGUCCCUCAGAAACUCAGUUGUAACCUGAUAUCCACCUCGUUUACAUCCAUUCAAAAAUCAGAUGAGUCUGUGGUAGCCGUUGUCAUCCAUUCUCCUUUGGCUUCUUACCUUGAUAUUGCUUUUAGAUCAAGAGUUGAAAAUGGUUAUACGUUUCAACCGCUUGCUUAUAAAGUUGUGAAUACUGCAGUUUGGGUUUCUUUAAUUAUCAAGUGUUCUAUAACUUUCAUUUUUCUAACUUCAAUAUUUAUUUGCACAUUACCUAUUGGUGAUCUUAGUCAUCAGUUUUAUCGCUUGCUAAUCUGGUUUGCCCACACUCUUGGUAUUGUUAUUGCUUCUUCGAGCUUCUCAUUGUAUUUCUUAUGGAUGAUUGCCACUGCUGUCGUCACAUUCCACUUCCAGAAUGUUCUUUCUAACUCUCAGGAUCAUUUUAAACUUAUUGAUGGCAAUGACUUCAAAUCUCCCCAUGUAUUUUUCCAACCCAACAUGUCUAAGGCUUCCAGAUCAAACACGCUAACUUUUCACUCGCUUAUCUCCAAUCUUCGCUACAUUGGCUUUAUGGGCUUGGAAGUAAGUAACUUGCGGGGAUCAGGUAUGUUUCCUACCAAUUCAUGA
Schistosoma intercalatum is the source of this 1179-nucleotide messenger RNA. Lineage: Eukaryota; Metazoa; Platyhelminthes; Trematoda; Strigeidida; Schistosomatidae. The record is from the annotation of a GenBank genome assembly.